AUGGCUUCUUCUUCUUCUUCUCUGCAGAGACUCCUCAGAAGAUCACUCUCUGCAAGGGUCGCCUCCACUUUACGCCAACUCCAAACGCCCCCGCCGCCGCCGCUUUCCCCCCUCUACCAACCCCACUUGAUCGACGGGUUGCCGUCGGAAAUCCCUCUCUUGGACCCUCUCUGGGGUUUACCCAAGAUAACGGAGAAUGCGACGCGACCUCGAGUCCCUCCACCGGCUUUCCCGUCCUAUCCCUUCGGGCUCUAUUUAGGACCGAUCCCGUCGGGUUCUUCUGUCGAAAGCGAAGAGGAAGCGGUGGAUUCGAGCGAUGCGAAUGGUGUGUGGGCCGAUAGCGUGAAGAAGAAGAGGAAGAGGAAGAUGAACAAACACAAGUAUAAGAAGCUCAGGAAGCGGCUUAGGAGGCAGACCUAG
Rhodamnia argentea is the source of this 420-nucleotide messenger RNA. RefSeq lists its product as uncharacterized. The coding region runs from base 1 to 420 and encodes 139 amino acids. The transcript has a single exon. Lineage: Eukaryota; Viridiplantae; Streptophyta; Magnoliopsida; Myrtales; Myrtaceae. The record is from RefSeq and is a predicted model, not a curated record. Gene Ontology annotation, biological process: mRNA processing.